Messenger RNA from Rhododendron vialii, 1719 nucleotides. RefSeq lists its product as uncharacterized. The coding region runs from base 1 to 1719 and encodes 572 amino acids. NCBI's taxonomy places the organism in Eukaryota, Viridiplantae, Streptophyta, Magnoliopsida, Ericales, Ericaceae. The record is from RefSeq and is a predicted model, not a curated record. The transcript has 3 exons.
AUGGGUCCCAACGCGCUUCCGUCCGUUAUUGUCACGGAUAAGGAGUUGGCGCUUAUGAAUGCCAUCACAAAUGUUUUCCCUCAUGCUACCAACCUCCUAUGUAGGUGGCAUAUUGGCAAGAACGUAUUAGCCAAGUGUAGAAAGAUGUUUGAUGACAAGAUGUGGGAGGAGUUUAUUUGCAGUUGGGGUCUAGUCGUCCUUUCAUCGAGUGUUGCACAGUACGAGGAGCGCCUUUGUGUUUUGAAGCGUAAUUUUGAAAUGGUUCCUACAGCACUUGAAUACGUCGAGAAAAAUUGGUUGGUACCCUACAAAGAGAGGUUUGUAGGAGCUUGGACAAACAAAGUCAUGCAUUUCGGAAACCUAACAAGUAACAGAGAGUUCACAUUCGCAGCUAAAAAAUAUCUUGAAAACUCGCAAUGCAAUUUUGAUACUAUAUGGGAGAAGAUUCACAGAUUGAUGUUGUUACAAGUUACUGAAGUAAAAGCUUCGUUUGAGAAGAGCCUCAAUUCUAUGCAACAUGAUUUUAGGACAACUCUAUUUGAUAGGCUAAGGGGAGUUGUUUCGUCAAAUGCCAUGACACUUGUUUUAGCGGCAUCCCAUCAAGUCGAAUGGUUUGUGGAAUCGAAGCGUCAGUGCGAGUAUUCUUUGAGGCACACCCAUGGUAUACCUUGCGCUCAUGAGAUUGCUCCUUAUAAGAUGGCAAAUAUCCCCCUACCGAUUGAGUUAAUCUAUGACCAUUGGAAGAGGCUUUCUUUGCUUGCACCCAAGAAUGAGGGUUCGAUAGAGGAGAGGCUUUUGGCUCACUUUGAUUGUUUUUACAACAAGUUCUUGAAUGAAAAUCAAUAUGAUGUAAAGCUCAAUUAUGUUAAGAAAAUGCAAGAGCUUGCUCAUCCGAAAAUCAGCACUCUCCUUGAACCCAAAGUGAAUGCACAACCACACGGUCGGAAGUCAACGAAAGAAAAAAAUGCAGCCAAAGAACAAAAUUCGACACGUAGGGAUCCCUCGGAAUUUGAGCAUGUUCUCGCCUCCCUUCAAACCCCUAAGCCCGUCAAAGAGAAACCGCGGCGCAAUCUGAAAGGGAAAGCAAAAGUUCCAGCACAACUUUUUAUAUGCCCCUUCAUCAAUCAGUUCCCAGAAGCAAUAAGACCUUACAUAGAAUUGGUCAAGGAUGUUGAAGAUGAUGGGAAUUAUGGGUUUCGGGCAGUGUCGAGCUUCAUGAAAGGCGAUGUUCAUGAGUGGUUAAUGGUAAGAAGUGAUUUACUGAAAGAGUUGGAAACACAUUUACACCUUUACGAACAAGUGGUAGGGGGGACCCAGAGGGCUAGGGAAUUACUUCACAUCUUGUCAUGGUAUGAAAGUCCGGCACCCCAGGAACAUUGGAUGACAAUGCCAAACAUGGGUCACAUCAUAGCAUCUGCUUAUAAUUGUGUCCUUGUCCAUUUAUCAAAUGUUCAAUGUCUUACAUUCCUCCCCCUCCAAUCGAAGCCUUUACCCUCCAUGAAACGAAAGGUUAUUGCUAUCGGGUUUGUUGACGGUGGACACUUUGUACAGGUAUUCCUAAAAAAAGGUUCCCCUAUGCCGCCAAUAGCUUGCAAUUGGAAAAAACAUCGUCUUUCUAUCGCUAAAAAUUGGGAUGCAGCCCAUGUUGCGGCCAUUCAGAAGUUCAACGAGAUCAUCAACGUUGACGUAGCAAUAAAGGAGGUCAUCCAUGUCAAGUAG